Messenger RNA from Lolium rigidum, 1827 nucleotides. Its product is annotated as probable diaminopimelate decarboxylase, chloroplastic. The transcript is spliced from 8 exons. Lineage: Eukaryota; Viridiplantae; Streptophyta; Magnoliopsida; Poales; Poaceae. Gene Ontology annotation, cellular component: chloroplast. Gene Ontology annotation, molecular function: diaminopimelate decarboxylase activity. The record is from RefSeq and is a predicted model, not a curated record. The coding region runs from base 33 to 1502 and encodes 489 amino acids.
GCCUCCCCACCAACCUCGCGCAAACCCUAGCAAUGGCGGCGGCCAACCUGCUCUCCCGCUCGCUCCUCUCCUCGCCCACCCCGACCCACGUCUCCCAACCAACCCGCAGCAGCCCCGCAUCCGUCUCCCUGCGCCGCCGCCAUGCACGCGCGACCCCCCUCCGCGCCUCCCUCUCCACCGCCUCCCCGUCCCUGCAGCCGCCGCCGGCGGCCGCCGCGGGGGAGGCGCCCAAGCACUGCUUCCGGCGCGGCGCCGACGGGCACCUCUACUGCGAGGGGGUCCGGGUGGAGGACGCGAUGGCGGCGGCAGAGCGGAGCCCCUUCUACCUCUACAGCAGGCCGCAGGUCGUCCGCAACUUCACCGCCUACAACCAGGCCCUCGAGGGCCUCCGCUCCGUCGUCGGGUACGCCGUCAAGGCCAACAACAACCUCAGCGUGCUGCGUCUCCUGCGGGACCUCGGGUGCGGCGCCGUCCUUGUCAGCGGCAACGAGCUCCGCCUCGCACUGCGGGCAGGAUUUGACCCCACCAGGUGCAUAUUUAAUGGAAAUGGAAAAACAUUGGAAGAUCUUGUUUUAGCUGCUGAGAGUGGAGUAUUUGUAAAUAUAGACAGUGAAUUUGAUUUGGAGAAUAUUGUUACUGCUGCAAGAGUUGCAGGAAAGAAAGUGCCUGUUUUGCUCAGAAUUAAUCCGGAUGUCGAUCCACAGGUUCAUCCCUAUGUUGCCACUGGAAACAAAACAUCCAAAUUUGGGAUCCGUAAUGAAAAAUUGCAAUGGUUCUUAGACUCUAUCAAGUCAUACUCAAAUGAUAUUAAACUGGUGGGUGUUCACUGCCAUCUUGGAUCCACUAUUACAAAGGUUGAUAUAUUUAGGGACGCUGCAGUUAUUAUGGUGAACUUCGUUGAUCAAAUUCGAGAACAAGGUUUUGAGUUGGAAUACCUGAAUAUCGGAGGGGGCUUGGGAAUAGACUACCAUCACACAGAUGCAGUCUUGCCUACGCCUAUGGACCUUAUCAACACAGUGCGAGAAUUGGUUCUCUCACGGGAUCUUACUCUCAUCAUCGAACCUGGAAGAUCCCUUAUUGCUAAUACUUGCUGCUUCGUCAACAAGGUCACUGGUGUGAAAUCUAAUGGUACAAAGAAUUUCAUUGUCGUUGAUGGCAGCAUGGCAGAGCUCAUUAGGCCAAGUUUAUAUGGCGCAUAUCAGCAUAUCGAACUAGUUUCUCCUCCCUCCCCAGACGCUGAAGUAGCGACCUUUGAUAUUGUUGGGCCAGUUUGUGAAUCUGCGGAUUUCCUUGGCAAAGAUAGGGAGCUUCCAACACCUGAAAAGGGAGCUGGUUUGGUUGUCCACGACGCAGGGGCCUACUGCAUGAGUAUGGCUUCGACAUACAACCUGAAAAUGAGACCAGCCGAGUAUUGGGUAGAUGAUGACGGAUCCAUUGCUAAAAUUAGGCACGGGGAAACAUUUGACGACUACAUGAAGUUCUUCGAUGGUCUCUCUGCGUAGCCCCUUCGCGUGAUUACCAUUUUGAGAAGAUCACUCUAAUCAUGUGGCUUUAGCGGAACGUGAAUGCAUAAGGUGAUACAAAUUGCUGUAGUAUGAUCUGGGUUUGCCUUAUUACUUGUGCGAUGGCGUGCUCUAUUCAGUUUGAUAGAUCUUUGGAGGGCGCAUGAUUUUCUUUCGGUCUUGUUAGGAUUUAAUGAAUUUACAUUGAUUAAGGGGUUAAUCCCCGCCUGUAAUGUGGAGGCAGUUGCGACUGUCGCAUCCCUCCCCGUCUGUGUUGACAGAAUAAAUGGCUUUGCCAUAAUCAAUGAAAUCGGUAGUUUGGUCA